Hibiscus syriacus is the source of this 2512-nucleotide messenger RNA. RefSeq names its product formin-like protein 4. Gene Ontology annotation, molecular function: actin filament binding. The transcript has 2 exons. The coding region runs from base 36 to 2234 and encodes 732 amino acids. Gene Ontology annotation, biological process: actin cytoskeleton organization; actin nucleation. NCBI's taxonomy places the organism in Eukaryota, Viridiplantae, Streptophyta, Magnoliopsida, Malvales, Malvaceae. The record is from RefSeq and is a predicted model, not a curated record.
UAGCAUCUUGAUCCAUAGUUUUCCCUCAGGUUAUCAUGGUUCAGCCAUGGCGUUUUCCAUGUACUCUAGUAUUCUUCUUGUUUUCCUCCUCUUAUGUUAUGGCAUUAUCUGAACCUUCAUCGCCUCCCAUGGAAAUGCCGCACGCUCAUGUAUCUGUAUCUUCGAAAGAGAAAGUUGUGAAAGCCAUUGUUGCAACUGUUGCAACUACUCUUGUUAUUGCUUUGAUUGUCUUCUUCUUCUUCUUCUUUUUCAGAAAGAUUGGAAGAUGGAGAUUGUGGCGGAGAGGAAAGUAUGAAUCAAGCUUUCGUCGAGAAGCCGUGGUGAUCCCCGAUGAGUUCAUCAAGUAUGGUGAAAAAGUGAAAGGAUUGGUAGUUGAAGAAAACGGCAGAGAUGGCCUUGGUAUGAAGAAACUUGAUGAUCUACGACUGAAGAAUGAGUUCCCGAAGGUGAUGUUCAAUCCUAGCUAUGAAGAAGAUGAAGGAGAGAAGAGGAUAGAUACUGCGAUUGGGAGAUCAAAAAAAUCAAAAUCUCGAGAGGAUUUUGAGUUCCUCAAUCAGCCACCAUCUGAUGUGAUUUUUCCUCCAGUUUCAACAACACGACCACCGGAACCAUCGGCGGCAAUGGUUUCAAUGAAGCAAACAACAGCGAACCCUCCUCCUCCUCCUCCCCCUCCAUCAAUAACACAACCUACACCACUAAACGAGGCCAGAACAAAUUCUGCAGCGCCACCCCCACCUCCAGCAGCAGGCAUCUCUUUUCCAGUACUAAAACCCCCAACAACGUCAAGAGGUACAGCAAACAACAGGGAUUGGCCAAGCACGUCGCCUGAAAACUGGAGAGGGGUUGGCUUGAAGUUGAGACCUCUGCACUGGGAUAAGGUUAUAGCUGAUUCUGACCAUUCCAUGGUUUGGGAUCAGAUCAAAGAUGGAUCUCUAAGAUUUGAUGAUGAACUAAUAGAAACUUUGUUCGGAUACACUACUGCCAAUCGCAAAUCGCCCGAUAGUAAUAACCUAUCGUCAACUUCAAGUUGUUCCGGUAACACCACGACGGCUCAGACAUUCAUUCUUGAUCCCCGCAAGUCACAGAACAGUGCAAUAGUGUUGAGAUCUCUCGGGAUAUCUAAGACGGAAAUCAUCGGUGCACUCAGCGAAGGCCAGGGACUCAGUGCUGAGGUCCUCGAGAAACUAACCAAGAUUGCUCCGACCCGAGAGGAAGAAGCUAAAAUCAUCCAUUUCAAUGGCAACCCUAUGAGACUUCCAGACGCGGAAUCAUUCUUUCAUGGUGUCCUGAAAGCUGUUCCUUCAGCGUUUAUACGUAUCAAAGUGAUGCUUUUCAGAUCAAAUUAUGAUUCGGAGUUGUUGAACCUCAAGGAAUCCCUGCAAACACUUGAGUCGGCCUGCAAGGAGCUAAGAAACCGGGGACUCUUCUUGAAACUCCUGGAGGCUAUCCUGAAAGCCGGUAACAGAAUGAAUGCCGGAACAGCAAGAGGAAAUGCACUGGGUUUCAACCUUAGUGCCCUUCAAAAACUCUCUGAUGUCAAAAGCACCGACAGAAAGACGACGCUUCUUCACUUCGUCGUCGAACAAGUUGCUCGGUCCGAGGGUCGGCGACAUACUAUCAACAGGACUUUCUACACUAAUGGUGAUGUGAAUUCAGUUAACCUGAUGCCAGAAGAGAAAGACCGAGAAUAUUUGAUGCUUGGUUUACCAGCAUUAGCAACCUUAGGGUCUGAAUUUUCCAAUGUAAAGACAGCAGCUACCAUAGAAUACGAGAGUUUCAUCAAUCUGUGCUCCAACCUGACAAGCCGUGUUGCAGAAAGCAAACAACUUCUAGCACAAUGCGGCAACAGUGAGGGAACUGGUUUUGUAAUGGAACUUAAAGGGUUCUUAGAGGAAUGUGAAGAUGAGCUGAAGGUAGUUCGAGAGGAACAAACAAGGGUCAUGGAACUCGUGAAGAAGACAACAGAUUAUUACCAAGCGGGAGCAUCCAAAGCCAGAGGAGCCAGUCCGCUUCAACUCUUCGUUAUUGUUAAAGAUUUUCUGGACAUGGUUGAUCGAGUUCGUGCAGACAUUACAAGAAAACUGCAGCUUACGAAUGGAACACACAGUGCAGGAUCAUCACCACCACCAACACCCCCUAGGAGGAAUCCCCUUAAAUUAAUCAAUUUCCGUACACAAUUCAUGCCCUCGGAGAUGUCUACUACUACUUCUAGUGAAUCAGAUGAUGGUUUCUAAUGAGAGUUUGCUUCUAUUUUCUGAAUUUGAUUAAUGAAACAAAAGUGAAAUUAAAAGUCAAAGUGUGGAAAUAGGGUACGAGUUGCAGGUGCUAAAUUUGAACACGAACCUAUUGAAAUAGGCUAAGACCAAGUUCAUUGUAAGGCAAGCUUUGGUCAUUUGCAAAGGAGAAUUGCAAGUUUAUCAACUUGUAUAAUCUUCGUUCCAUUCCGCCGAAUUAGGGAAGUUCAAAACUCCCAACAAAUACAAGAUCAAUUAGAGAUUCAGCCAACUUAUUU